AUGAGUUCUGUCAAACUAAUUAUUCCAGAAAAGGCAGGCUUUCAUCCUAUGCGCAGAAUAUCCACAUCAGCAAGUGGGAGAAAUAUCAUGCUUCAGCCAAAAGGAAUGCCUGUACGAAGAAUUUCUGAAUCCCCAACAUUUUCUCAACUUCCACAUCGCAACCAAUCGAUGCAACUUAUACAUCCUUCACAAAGUAUGGAUCUUCCAGAGCAAAAAUACGAAAUUGACUUACACUUAUUGAGUAAUUACGGCCAUCCUAGCCAGAUCUGUCUUUCCAAGAUCGAAGUUCUAACAAAAGAUCGCAUUCCCAUUAGUAAUGUAACAGUUGUUCCUGAAGAUUUGAAAUAUGUUAAUGAAAGCAUUUCUUUUCUCACAUCAAACAGCCUAUUAAAAUCUACAAUGAACGAAAUGUGGCAUGCUGAUUUUGUUCCAAAUGGAUCACCUGUGAUUUUUCACAUCCUCGUUUCUGCUUUCCUUCCGCCUGAAUUUAUCAGAGUCUUUAACUCUAAAAUUGGAGAAUCGAUGAAUACAAAGGAAGUAUCCGUCUACAUAGCCGGAAAAUUUAUCCAAACUACAUCAGUUCCAUUAGAUUUUGGUUCAACGGUGUCUUUGAAGGCUUCAGACUUCCAAAAUAUUACUCCCAUAGAGAAUUUCCUAGUUACGCCCAAAGUUCCAACAUUCCUCCGACUGAAAGAUGAUUUCGGCAAUCUACCAAUUCUGAAAACGUCAUCAAUAUCAUUUAAACUCUACAACUCUACAUCUGGAAAGCCCCGACUCGGUUUAAAUGGCCUUGAGUUCUUUGAUCUGAAUGGAAAACUUUUAUCGUCAGAUUUGAUUACAAACAUCGAAGUUUUCAAUGGUGCAAGUAUAUCUUCGCCUCGUUACUUGUUUAAAGAUGAUAAAAAUACGAUGAAUAUUGAUGAUAUGUGGAUUGCCGGAAUUUCUGAGUCUCCAAUUGUUCUCAGGGUUGAAUAUAGCGAGCCACGUCUUAUAUCCCUCAUAAGAAUCUGGAACUACAACGGAUAUCCAGAUUGCAACUUAUACAGUACUAAGAACAUCAAAAUUUACAUCAACGAUACAAUCCCUGUAUAUUUCGGAAGGUUGAAACGUGGAAAAGGAAUGACAACGGGAAUUGAAGAGAGUGUUACUGAUAUCUGGGUAAGUGAGAACUAUCAUCUUAAGCACUUACCACAGGUCAGUAGUAUUUAUUCAGAGAAGAAGUAA
Molecule: messenger RNA, 1224 nt
Organism: Trichomonas vaginalis G3
Lineage: Eukaryota; Parabasalia; Trichomonadida; Trichomonadidae
Exons: 1
Coding region: 1-1224 (407 amino acids)
Source: RefSeq, a predicted model, not a curated record